Messenger RNA from Prunus armeniaca (apricot), 321 nucleotides. The record is from the annotation of a GenBank genome assembly. Lineage: Eukaryota; Viridiplantae; Streptophyta; Magnoliopsida; Rosales; Rosaceae.
AUGGGAAAGGCUCAUCCCCUCUGUCCGGCUUGGAUUUCUCCACGUCCUGGUAUUCCAACUAUCUCUUGGUAUGACCAUGCCAGUCCUGGUGAAGGUCUAGCUGUGGAACCACAACAUCUGGAGUAUCUUGGCUCCUUUAGGUUGUGGCCUCUUGCUGGAACACAAUCUCCUGUAUCUGGUUUAACCUUCUUGAACCAUACCUGGAAUGUCUACUCCUGCUACUGCCAUGGGUUGAUUGCCUAUCAUCACUUUCUUCUGACUCAAGUCCUUCUCGAAGAGCUGCUUGAUCUCUUUCCAUGGCACAGUGUGGAUUCUGGCUAG